This is a messenger RNA of Miscanthus lutarioriparius, 933 nucleotides long. The record is from the annotation of a GenBank genome assembly. NCBI's taxonomy places the organism in Eukaryota, Viridiplantae, Streptophyta, Magnoliopsida, Poales, Poaceae.
AUGGCGCCGUCGCGCCCGCUCAUGCGGGGGAUCCGCCCGCCGCGCGUCUUCCCGACCCGCGGCGGCCGCGCCUCGCCGUACGCCGUCGCGCUCACCGCCCUGCUCAUUGUCUCCGCCGCCCUCCUCGCGCUCAUCGCCUUCGGCGUCUUCUCGCUCCCCGUGUCCGCGCCCAACGCCGCCACUACCGCCGCCGGCGCUGCCGGAGGGGAGACCGAGUCCGCCGACGCCCGACCCGCGCGCCCCCGCGCCCGCCGCGACCUGGGGGAAGGGCUGGGAGAGCGCGGCGCGCAGUGGACCGAGGUCAUCUCAUGGGAGCCCAGGGCUUUCGUCUACCACAACUUCCUGUCUAAGGAAGAGUGUGAGUACCUAAUUGGAUUGGCCAAGCCUCACAUGGUGAAAUCAACAGUUGUCGACAGCACUACCGGCAAAAGCAAGGACAGCAGGGUCCGGACAAGUUCAGGCAUGUUUCUUCAAAGAGGAAGAGACAAGGUUAUUCGAGCAAUUGAAAAGAGGAUAGCAGACUACACCUUCAUACCUGUAGAUCAUGGUGAGGGACUCCAGGUGCUGCAUUAUGAAGUCGGGCAGAAGUAUGAGCCUCACUUUGAUUAUUUUCUUGAUGAGUUCAACACUAAGAAUGGUGGUCAGAGGAUGGCUACUCUUCUGAUGUAUCUAUCAGAUGUUGAAGAAGGGGGUGAGACUAUUUUCCCUGAUGCAAAUGUGAACGCCAGUUCUUUACCAUGGUACAAUGAGCUUUCAGAGUGUGCCAAAAGAGGCCUUUCUGUCAAACCAAAGAUGGGAGAUGCACUUCUUUUCUGGAGCAUGAAACCAGAUGCCACUCUGGACCCAUUAAGUUUGCAUGGGGGGUGUCCUGUGAUUAGAGGAAAUAAAUGGUCGUCAACCAAGUGGAUGCAUAUCCAUGAGUACAAAGCUUGA